GAUAAACUUAUUAAAUAGAUUUAUAAUUCGCUGUUGUCAAAAAAAAAUUUUUGUAGUUGUCGAAAUGAACGAAAAUUUUUUCCUCAAACGAACGGCGUGUUUAGUGGAGAAGUUAGACUGCGAAAAUGGACUGGAUUCGAAUGUUAAACAGUUUUGCGAAAGCGUAGCCCAGAAGGUCAAUCAAAAGAAUAAAUGGUCCUUGAGUAGCGCGGAAAAUUCAGAGAGCAUUAAAAUACCUCAAGACGAUUUGGAUGCAUUGCUUGCUGACCUUGCAGAGCUGUUAAAUGAUGAUACUUUUGACGUUCACGAAUCCCUUGGCUGUCAAAAGAAAGACAUCUCCAAACCGAACCUGCCUUCAAAGGAUAUCGGACGUUCUGGUGCAGCCAAGAGGAAGCCUCGAAGGCAUCAAGCGUGGAUGGAAAGAGAUGACGAGGAGAGGCAAAAUUUUCUUUCAGAAAAACAUCAAUGGAGUCCAUUGAAAGUAACUACAGAUCCAAGUGAAUGGUUUCAGCCAAAAGAGGGUUACACAUCGCUCAAAAAUGCGUAUCCGAACUUGUUCGAGGGAGAAGAGGAUAAAGAAGAUAAACUACCCAGACGCAAAGGAAGGAAAUCGCGAACUGGCAGACCCAGGAAAUGUAAUCAAAUUCCACGGAAGCAAGCCCCACUUGCAGACCCAUUGUUAGAACCAACUGCAUCUGAUAAUGGGAAAGCCAGUGGAAACCAGUCGGUGCUUCACCUAAAUGCGUCUAAAUUGAAUUUUCCAAGUCGAGAGAAAUCGGUACAGGCGGCAAUACACACACUACAGAAUACAGGGUAUGGUUUAACAGGGGUUGAUGAACAGUUUAUAUCGCCUGACGAGACACUGACAGUUGACAUCGAACAGAAACGUGUGUUGUAUGCUUUAGUCUCAUUUAAAAUACAUCCGAAAAGAAAAAUUCAAGUUGUGAGGCCCCCAAAUGAUGAUUCAGAUGGCUACUUUUAUCAGCCAAUUUUGCCGAAAAAUCUAGAACACAUUUGGCUUGAGCUGCUAGGGGUUCAGCUCAUACCGAGCACAAAAGUACACGCGGUACCAAGAGAGAAAAACGUGCGAAGUGUUGCGAUAGGAACUGAUAAAACGAACGUUAUUGGCCCAAAUUCAAAACUCAAUUCAAUCACAAAGAAGUUCGUUCCUGUUUUGAGAAAGAGUCAAAGCAUCCAUCAAAUCGAAAGAAAAUUUGAAGCCAAUUGA
Messenger RNA from Symsagittifera roscoffensis, 1228 nucleotides. RefSeq lists its product as uncharacterized. The record is from RefSeq and is a predicted model, not a curated record. NCBI's taxonomy places the organism in Eukaryota, Metazoa, Xenacoelomorpha, Acoela, Convolutidae. The coding region runs from base 65 to 1228 and encodes 387 amino acids. The transcript is spliced from 8 exons.